CCCCCCCCCCCCCCCCCCCCCCCCCCCCCAUGUACAGCGCACCAGCCCUCCUCUUCGCCCUCACCCUCCUCCUCACCGCCUAUGCCGCCCCCUCCUCCGCCCAACGCCAGCCCCCCAUACCCUCCUCGCCGGCGCACCCCCGCGCCAACUUCCGCGCAGACGCCAUGGCCGCAGCCCAUCGCGCAGGCAGGGCACGGCACGAGCCGCGGAACCAGCAGACCGGUGUCGCACUCCUCGACUCGGGCGCGGCAUACUUUGCAGAGAUCGAGAUCGGGACGCCCCCGCAGACACUCAAGGUCAUGGUCGACACUGGCUCGUCCUUUCUCUGGGUGCUCGACGGGUGUCUCGACCCAGAAGAAUGCGGCAAGAGCCCAAAAUUCAACUCCAGCGCGUCACAUACCCUCACGCAGACACAUUUGCCGUUUCAUAUCCCAUAUAUGGACGGGCAUACGUCCGGGCAUGUGGCGUACGAUGUUGUCACUCUCGCGGGACAGACUGCCGAGAGGGUCAAGUUUGGACUAUCAGACAACCUCACCGAGUGGCAGUUGGGUGCCGCCGGCCUCCUCGGUAUGGGACCUGGGAACGACUCCUGGUGGCGCAGAGUGGCCGAUCAGUGGGCAGAACCCUACUUCUCCCUCUUUCUCGACCCAUUCUCCAUGUCCGCAAACAGCUAUAAUCCGGAGAAUGGCGGCGCGCGACUUAUCCUUGGAGGUACCGAUCCCACCCUGUACAGCGGCAACUUGUCAUGGGUGCCAGCUAGACUACAUGAGUGGUGGGGGCUUCCCAUUGAUUCAGCCACCAUCCAAGGACACCCAGUACGGCUCGGCAUCGACCCGGCAUGGUGCAUGGACAACAAGCCAUUGGCCAUGAUCGACAGCGGGAGUACGGUGAUGAGUAUCCCCCACGACGCGGCAGAAACGAUAUACCCGGCGCUCGGAAUGCGGACAGUCGGCGGCGUCGACCUGAUCCCGUCUGAUAACGCCACGGGGCCAGAUACCACCGUCAUCUACACCAUCGGCGGAGUAGAGUACCCCGUUGACGGAGUAUGGGGGUGCGAGACGGCUGCGAACAUUGCCAAGUCGUUCCAUCUCGCCGAGUCCGACCUAUCGGGCUACCACUACUGGUGUGUGCCAAACAUGGUCGUGAACACGCAACAAUACUGGGUGCUUGGCGCGCCAUUCCUGCAGACCGUGUACUCGGUGUUCCAGGCGGACCCGCCGCAGAUCGGGUUCGCGAGCUUGUCCGAGGUCGCGGUGCAGACGGGCACGAGCCAGGGGGUCGGGCCGACGGGUGCCCCGGGGGCGGACAGUGGUGCGCGCAGGAGAGAGGUGGGUUUCGCGGCCGUCUUGGCAUCACUGGCGGUGCUCGCGAUCAUGUAGGCAUUUAGGGGCUGUAGACUUUAGAUUGUACAGUAGUAGCCUAUGCCAUAGGGUAAUUGAUCGGUGGGGAGACA
Molecule: messenger RNA, 1453 nt
Organism: Cutaneotrichosporon oleaginosum
Lineage: Eukaryota; Fungi; Basidiomycota; Tremellomycetes; Trichosporonales; Trichosporonaceae
Biological process (GO): proteolysis
Molecular function (GO): aspartic-type endopeptidase activity
Source: RefSeq, a predicted model, not a curated record